Oldenlandia corymbosa var. corymbosa is the source of this 1886-nucleotide messenger RNA. Lineage: Eukaryota; Viridiplantae; Streptophyta; Magnoliopsida; Gentianales; Rubiaceae. The record is from the annotation of a GenBank genome assembly.
CACCUCCCUUCCCUCUCUGCCUUAAUCCUCCUCCUUCUCCCUUUCUCUUUUUUCUCCAAUCUUGCCCUCACUUUCUGAUUCCUGUAGACUCCCUCCAUUUCUGCUCUGAAUCAACUAAUUUAUUUUAGGUGUUUUUUUUGUCCUGUUCCACAUAUCUUCAUCAUCUUUCUGUUAAUUUUUUUAAAAAAACUUCAAAGUUUUGAGAUUGAAGAUGUUGCAAGAUAUGUGGAACGCACCUCCCGGCUUCAGGCCCACCAAAUCUGCUCCUUCUUCGCCGGCGAAGCCUCUUGGGGUCUCAAGAACUCGCUCUGAGGCUUUCCAUAUAGCUCACAAAGUCCCAGUUGGUGAUACUCCUUAUGUUCGUGCCAAGAAUGUUCAAUUGGUGGAUAAGGAUCCAGAAAAGGCAAUACCUUUGUUCUGGGCAGCGAUUAAUGCUGGAGAUAGAGUGGAUAGUGCUUUGAAAGACAUGGCAAUUGUAAUGAAGCAGCAGAAUAGGGCAGAAGAAGCUAUUGAGGCUAUUAAGUCACUCAGAAGUCGGUGUUCUGAUCAGGCUCAAGAGGCUCUUGACAAUAUUCUGUUAGACCUCUACAAGAGAUGUGGGAGACUGGAUGACCAGAUAGCAUUGUUGAGGCAUAAGUUAUUCUUAAUUCAACAAGGAAUGGCCUUUAAUGGGAAGCGUACAAAGACAGCAAGAUCUCAAGGCAAGAAAUUCCAGGUCUCUGUUGAGCAAGAAGCAACUAGAUUACUGGGAAAUUUGGGUUGGGCAUUAAUGCAGCAAAACAACUAUAUAGAAGCUGAAGAUGCUUACAGGAGGGCUUUACUAAUUGCGCCUGACAAUAACAAGAUGUGCAAUCUAGGCAUCUGUUUGAUGAAACAAGGUAGGAUUGCUGAGGCUAAAGAGAACCUUAGAAAAGUGAAACCAGCAGUCUCUGAUGGCCCGAGAGGAGUUGAUUCACAUCUUAAGGCUUAUGAGAGAGCCCAACAAAUGCUCAGGGACCUUGAGUCCGAGAUGAUGAAUAAAGGUGGAGAAGAUAGAGUUGAACAAAGCAAGUUAUUUGAUGCAUUCUUGGGUUCUUCAGCAAUCUGGCAGCCUCAGCCUUGCAAGGAGCAUGGCGGCAAUUUGCUUCCAUCGGCAGCCGUUGAUUCGGCGAAUCCCAGAGAUGAGUUUGCCAAUGAGAACAUCAAUUCUGGUAACAUCAUGGCGAACCAAAUGGUUCAUCCAAUGCAGAAAAGCGUCAAAUCAAAUGCGUCUUUGGGGAAUUUGCUCAACAUUGAUGCACCGCCGUUUUUUUCGUCGAGAUUCUCCCAGGAUCAUCAACAAGCGCGUUUCCCAGAAACCCUUAAGAGAACAAGGUCUAGUAAUGCAGCUAGCUCAGUGAAGGAAAUGGGAGAUUGGAGGAUGACAGCAGCUGAGCCUGAAAACAAGGUUCGGAAAUGCUUGAUUGCACCUGAGAAGGAAGAGGAUAACUUUGCUGAUUUGCUGCUUCCAAAUAGUAAAGAUUUUGAGGAUGCGAUUCUGGCUGCAGUUUUGUGCUCAGACGAUGAACCAAGAAAGGUUGUGGAUUGUAGCAAUGAUCAUGGAAUCCCGCAGAGGAAGCUUGAGAAAAGGCUGAAGGUUUUUCAGGACAUCACACUGUCUCUCAGUCCAAGGGCCUAACGAGUUUUUUUAGUUCCUAACAUUUUUAGAUGUCGAGAUAUCAGAGUGGAGAUAAACUUUUUCUCCUAAUUUAUUUCCUAUUUUCUCAGGUAAUAUGUCUUAUUAUUUUAGUCAUUAGUUAUUGAAACAGGAUUAGAAGAGGAAUCAGUUAACUUUAUGCCCCUAUGCCCUUAUGGCUUGAUGUAAUAAUGACAUUGAUUAUUUAUAAUAAUAUUGUUUCUUCACCUUC